AUGUCGGCGCCAAUUGCACCAACCCCGAAAAACAGACCGGGCACUGCCGGAGCCGCCGGGUACUCCUCCCACCCAUCUAUGGCAUUCUCAUGCCAGACAUGCGCCCGUCGCAAGGUCAAGUGCGACAAGUCGACACCCCUAUGCUCCAGCUGUCGAAAAGGCAGGUUAGAAUGCGUCUACGAAGCUCCGGCGCCGCGUGCGCGGAAGCGGAAGCCAGGUGAGGCGGGUGCUGAUGACGUUUACGAGAGGCUGGCGCGGUACGAGCGCGUGCUACGCCGACACGGCUUGCUGGAAGCUGCUGGCGCGUCGCCUGCAGCCGAGAAGGACGUGGAGGCGGCCGAGGACCCGAUCUUCCCACUCUGGAAUCUUCCGUCUGGCAAGCUUGUUGUCGGUCAAGGGAACUCGAGGUAUGUCAACAGCCACCUAUGGCGCAACCUUGGGGACGACGAGAUGGAGCGCAUGGGCGAUGAGCAUGCCGCUCAUCAUGAUGACGAUGACGACGCGGCGGACGAAGAAGAUGGGGCCGUGGGCAUCGUUGAGGGCCCUGCAUCUGAUCCUUUGACGGGAGCAUUCCUGGGCGGACAACAUCGCGAUCUCCUCAAGCAUCACCCAACCCAUGCAGAGGCCAUGAUCUUGUGGGCGAUAUAUGUGGAUAAUGUCGAGCCUCUACUGAAAGUACUGCACGUUCCUUCAGUGGCCAAGACGAUAGACACUCUUUCGAAACAACCGGGACAGGCAAACAAAGCUGACGAAUGCCUCGUCUUUGCCAUCUACCACUUUGCGAUCGUGUCCAUGUCGGACGAAGAAUGCCUCCAGAAGCUGGGGUCGACCUCACGCGAGGUCCUGCUUCAGCGCUAUAACCUAGCAACACGCCAGGCUCUCGUCAACGCAUCUUUCCUCAGCACGACAGCCAUGACCGUGUUGCAGGCCCUUGUUCUCCAUCUCGUCUGCUGUCGGAAUGAGUACGAUCCCCACACGUUCUGGAUCCUGACCGGCGUCGCAACCCGGAUUGCCCAGCGAAUGGGUUUGCACCGCGAUGGGGAGGUGCAGGGCCUCUCGCCGUUUGACGUACAGAUGCGACGACGGCUAUUCUUCCAGAUUCUCCCGCUCGAUGGCGCAUCCAGCCGUAUGGCGGGAGUGGGCGUCUCGAUUCCCGACGACUGGGACACUCGGCAGCCACUCAACAUUGACGACGAACAGAUUUGGUCGACCAUGACGGAAGCGCCAGUAGCGCGAGAAGGAGCAACAGAGAUGAUGUUUUGUCUCGCGCGGUCGUCUCUUGGAUCCUUCAUCGCGAAGCCAGGGAAGUCAGUGGAUGCGUCAAAGCAUCUGGAUGACCGAGCCCGCGAGUGGGCGAUCAAGGAAGCAGAAAAGGAGGUCGAGGAGCGUUACAUUCGCUACUGCGAUUUCGUGAACCCGCUUCACAUGCUGACCAUCAGCUCUGUGCGAGCUGGGAUCACGGCUAUGAGGCUGCGGAUUCGCUUACAAAAGGUUAAGAACCAAAACGCAACGCCUUCGGAGCGCGUGGACCUUUUCAGGCUUGCACAGAGAAUCCUUGACACAGAUGCAGCGGUCCUGGCGCAUGCCGGCCUAGACCGAUUUCGAUGUCACAAGAUGGAAAGGGAGGAAGCCUGGGACAAGCUGGAAGAGCUAUGCCGCAACCACACCGAGUUGGCCCAACCCGAACGAGCGUUGUAUUUGUCAUUCGGGCGACUUUUUGUCAAAGCGUGGGAUGCUUGCCAUGAUCCCUUGAUCAAUUACAAGUCGGAGCCAGUUUUCAUCUCGACAUUGCGAUGCUAUUGCGAGGCUGGCUCUUUCGCAUGCCUCCAAGAAGCACAAACAGAAGAUUGA
Verticillium alfalfae VaMs.102 is the source of this 1851-nucleotide messenger RNA. Its product is annotated as C6 transcription factor domain-containing protein. The record is from RefSeq and is a predicted model, not a curated record. Gene Ontology annotation, biological process: DNA-templated transcription; regulation of DNA-templated transcription. The coding region runs from base 1 to 1851 and encodes 616 amino acids. The transcript has 2 exons. Gene Ontology annotation, molecular function: DNA binding; zinc ion binding; DNA-binding transcription factor activity, RNA polymerase II-specific. NCBI's taxonomy places the organism in Eukaryota, Fungi, Ascomycota, Sordariomycetes, Glomerellales, Plectosphaerellaceae.